ACACUUGACACCCUAAAUCCCUACAUCCUGCCCUACACCCUCAGGCCUCCACCCUCCUCCCGUCCCUAUCCUGCAUCCCUCUUGUCUGUCCGACUGGGUGUCCCUCUGUAGUGAGUCAUGAAGUGGCCUCUGUGGAGCCUGCUGCUGCUGCUGUGCCGGUGUACCCCAGGACAGAGUGGCUGCCAGGGGGACUGCCUGGCCUGUGGCCUCCUACUAUCCAACCCCCAGAGCCAGCAGCAAGCGUUCAAUACACUGUGUGUGUGUCUGUUGGAGUGUGACGGUCACGUCUCCCCUGCCCUCACCUGGGAUCUGUGUCAGCGAGCCAUGCUACCGCACUACCCCCUCCCACCAGACGAUGGCGCUGUGUCUAAGAGAGCAGAGGAAAAACUGUCCUUAAACCAUGGCCCCGUUGACCUGGAGUCAGAUGGGAAAAUGCUCUACUCUGCAGCCAUGGGGCUCUACCAGCAGGAUGGAGCGGACCAGGAAGACGAGGCCCUGGUGCGACGUGAUUCCCAGUACGACUCCUCUCCGCUGGGCUUGACCGCAGAAGGAGACUCGCUGGCGCUGGGUAUGGAGAGCAGGGAGGAGGAGGAGGAGGUCAGGAGGAGGAGGAGCGGCCAGGGGGAGGAAGGAGACUCGCUGGCGCUGGGUAUGGAGAGCAGGGAGGAGGAGGAGGAGGUCAGGAGGAGGAGGAGCGGCCAGGGGGAGGAAGGAGACGAGGAGGAUGCCGUGGUCCAGCUGACCAAGCGUUUCGGGGGCUUCCUGAAAGGUCGUCACAGUUACAGGAAGUUGAUUGGCGGCCCGGAGAGGAAGUCGCUGCAGAAACGCCUCGGAGGGUUCAUCGGGAUCAGGAAGUCGGCCAGGAAGUGGAACAACCAGAAGAGGGUGAGCCAGCUCCUCCGGCAGUACCUGGGGAUGACCGGCAGCAGAACCCCUGGUCGCGGUGUUGGGAGGUUCACUAACCCAGCCCAGGGCCUCAGGAGGCUACCCAGCCGGCUGUAGCCUUCCUUUCAUCCCCUGGGGCCUCUCUGCUCUUCUCGUCUCCCGUGCCUCCACCCACUUGGAUCUGCUCUUCUCUUCUCCCGUGCCUCCACCCUCCCAGGUACCUCCUAGAGAAAUAGAAUUACUAUAGUUUACUACUUGCAUACUAUUAUGUUGGUAUUCCAUCCCCAUUGUUACCAACAACGUGUACAGCUACAGCUAUGGGUACUGUGAACUCCCUCGUUCCUCAUCGGCCUUAUGAAGAAGAGUAAUGACAUCAUCAUUCUGAAACCCAUCCGGUGUCGUGUGAAGAAUAGUAAGGAAUGUUUCCUUCCGACUACUGCUCCCGACUACUGCCCCCGACUACUGCCCCCGACUACUGCCCCCGACUACUGCUCCCGACUACUGCUCCCGACUACUGCUCCCGACUACUGCCCCCGACUACUGCCUCCGACUACUGCCCCCGACUACUGCUCCCGACUACUGCCCCCGACUACUGCCUCCGACUACUGCCCCCGACU
Messenger RNA from Oncorhynchus nerka (sockeye salmon), 1502 nucleotides. RefSeq names its product proenkephalin-A-like. Gene Ontology annotation, molecular function: opioid receptor binding. The record is from RefSeq and is a predicted model, not a curated record. The transcript has 2 exons. NCBI's taxonomy places the organism in Eukaryota, Metazoa, Chordata, Actinopteri, Salmoniformes, Salmonidae. Gene Ontology annotation, cellular component: neuronal cell body; dendrite; plasma membrane. Gene Ontology annotation, biological process: neuropeptide signaling pathway; sensory perception; chemical synaptic transmission. The coding region runs from base 118 to 1002 and encodes 294 amino acids.